GUUCAUUAACAAUAUACCAUUGCUCAGCCUUUUCAAACUUCCUUUUUCCCCGAAACGAAGAACGAAAAUGAACUUUGUUUUAAGUAUACUGGGGCCUUAAUGGUUGUUAGAUUCAACCAGACUUUCAAACCCUUGGACUUCUGAGUGAAAAAGGAUAUUCAACAAGAAAACAGAUCAACUGCAGGUUUCAGGAAGUCUUGAGGCUUUAACACAGUCUGUGUCUGUCUGUCAUCAUUCGGUCAGUAUGGAGCUCCGUCAACUUCCUCUUGUGCUCUUGCUGAUUUCAAACAUCCACUCUGGACAAACUGAAGAUAUUCCCAAACCAACUCUGACUGUUGAGCCACAGAGUUCAUUGUUCACUGGAGACUCAGUUACUCUGAGAUGUGAGGUGAAUCAGUCAUGGGAUAGAUGGGAGUUUAUCCGGAGUAGAGACUCAAACACUGAAUCUACUGAAGCUGCAACUAAAACAAUCAAUUCAGUGACCGUCUCUGAUGGAGGAGAGUACAGGUGCAGAGCACAAAGAAGAGGACUUUACACAAAUUACAGUGAACCAGUAACAGUGACAAUAAACGAAAGACCAAAAGCCAAAGUGAGCAUUAAACCUGAUCAACAUGUAUUCAGAGAAGAGAGAGUCACUCUCAGAUGUGACAUUGAUGGUGAAGGAGUCACUAGCUGGAAGUACAGCUGGUAUAAAGACGGUUCAGACAGUGUUUUCAGUGAACUACAGGAACACACAUUCAGUUCUGUUACUGAGUCUGACGCAGGUAAAUACUCCUGUUAUGGAGCAGAGAGAGGAGGAUCACGAACAUCAAACAUCAGUGAUGAAGUUACACUGACAGUAUCAGAUAAAACCAGACCAGUUUUAAGUGUUUCUUCACAGAAGUGGUUGACUGAAGGAGAUCCAGUGACUCUGAUCUGUGAGGUUAAAGACUCCUCUACAGGCUGGACAUUCAGCUGGUUCACUGUGACUGUUUCAUCAGAUUACAGAAAUCGUUAUCAGAUUCUCUCAGACAGCAGCAGAGGAGCUGGAGGAAACUACACGGUCAGUUCUGCUGCUCUAAAUCACACAGGAGUUUAUGUGUGCAGCGCAGAGAGAGAAAAACCAGUCUAUAGCACACACUACAGCAACGAACAACUACUAUGGGUCACUGGUGUUUCUCCUCCAGUCUCUCUGAUCAUCAGUCCCAACAGAACUCAACACUUCACAUUGAUCUCUCUCUCUCUGAGCUGUGAGGACCAGCGUAACUCUGAUAGAUGGACAGUGAGAAGAUACAAAGACAAUUGGGGUCUGGAAGAUUGUUUACUAUCACGCUGGGGAUCACAAAAAGGAUCUACGUGUAAAAUCAUGUCCACUGACCCAUCAUACACUGGAGUGUACUGGUGUCAGUCUGAAUCUGGAGAUAGCUAUCAGCCUGUUAAUAUCACUGUACACCUUGGUGUGAUUCUGGAGAGUCCUGUUCAUCCUGUGACUGAAGGAGAUUCUCUGACUCUACGCUGUUUAUAUAAACAUUCAACUCCACCAAUCCUCAGAGCUGAUUUCUAUAAAGAUGGAUCACUCAUCCAGAAUCAAACUACAGAGAUGAUCAUCUCUACUGUCUCAAAGUCACAUGAGGGUUUGUACUACUGCAAACACCCAGAGAGAGGAGAGUCACCCAAGAGCUGGAUCUCAGUCACAGCUUCCUCCACAACAUCAGAAUCUGAUGGUCUCAAUCCCAUGAUAAUUGGAGUGACUGCAGGACUGAUUUUGACAUUUCUGAUCAUCGUCUUCUUGGUCCUCUUGUGGCGCUACAGAAACAACAAAGGUGUAAGAUCUCAGUCUCCGUCUAGAGUCAGUGAACAGCAGAACAGCAGUCAGACAUCAGAACAGAACCAGAGUCAAGCGGGAUACAACACACUGCUGUCUGGAACUGCUCAUAUUUAUGACUCUGUUGAUGCAACAAUUAAUAAAGACUUCAGCACAGAUAGUGUUAGUGGACCUACUGACGUCACCUACGCUGAGAUUGAACACGAAUCUUCGGGGAAACAGAAGAAAAAUAAAGAAAACAAAGAGAAAACCAGUGAAGUUUCUGACACUGUUUACUCUAAACUGAACCUGGGGACCCAUCAAGGUGCUGGAUCUAGUGAUGUGACGUAUACUCAGGUUAAAUAAAUGCCCAGAGGAGAAUCUUUCAAACCCAGGAUGUUGAUGAGUUUGGGGGAGAAGAUCUGGAGAAUGAGCAGAUCAUCCGUGCUUUAUCAUCUUUGUGAUACUGAGAAAUUGAUGGCAAUAUGUGUAUUAAAUAUUAGUGAUGCAAUCCUUCAUGUGCUUCAAUAGCUAUGCAUGUUAAUAUUUAAAAGCAAUGAGCUGAUUAUACACUGGAUAAAAACAGCAAAGGUAGAUGAUGUUUCAGUGCUGCACAGAGUUUAUUUUAUUAGUUGAUACCAGCAGCAGCAGCUCAUCAUUAGACUGAAAGAGAGACAGAAUAUUCAGCUCAAGGCCUUUUUCUUGAAUGUUGAUUGACCAAAUUUCCUUUUUUCUUUGUCUUCUUAAUUUAAAAUGUAUUUGGAGCAUUAUAGUAGACAACCUAGAAAUAACAGGCCAUUUUUAAAUCAUGACUUGCUGGUCUGCAUAAAUUGCAUUAAUAACCACACGCGUGUGUUCUAUUUUUCCCCUAGACGUCGGUUUCCUUUGAAUUGUUUAUUUGGUUUGAUAAUAAACUGCUUUAUUGUUAAAUAA
This is a messenger RNA of Carassius auratus (goldfish), 2716 nucleotides long. RefSeq names its product B-cell receptor CD22. The record is from RefSeq and is a predicted model, not a curated record. The transcript has 15 exons. Gene Ontology annotation, biological process: cell surface receptor signaling pathway; immune response. The coding region runs from base 245 to 2149 and encodes 634 amino acids. Gene Ontology annotation, cellular component: external side of plasma membrane. Lineage: Eukaryota; Metazoa; Chordata; Actinopteri; Cypriniformes; Cyprinidae. Gene Ontology annotation, molecular function: transmembrane signaling receptor activity.